AUGUUGAUGAUGAUGGACUGCAGCAACAGGAAGCCGCCGGCGGACCUGUCAUCAUCCGGCGUGGUCGUAGCGGCCGUGUCGUCACCGGAGCUGGUGGUUGCUGGCACGUGGCACCCCCACGUGUACGGCAACCCCCCCAGGACGCCAACUGCCCACGGCGUGGCUGAUAUACUCGGAUGGACCAAGGCAGGCUCCGACGAACAGCCCCUAAACCUGUCGACGGCCAAGCGGCCAAACGGCACAGUGCUGGACUUGACCAAGAUCAAACGCAAAGCAGACGUAAUACCCACGACUGCAGUGUUGCUGAACAACAAUAACAACCACAACAUCAACAACAACGGCAGUCAUCUCCUACAACAGCAUCACCAUCAACAGCACCUCAAUCAUUAUCACCAACAGCAACAGCAGCAUCAUCACCUUCAGUCGUUGCCGACUACCACGCACAAUAAUGUCAUGACAGCCGCGGCGACCGUGGCCACAGCAACGACAACGGCGGUGGCCGCGGCCACGGUCACGGCUACGGUCGCUCCUCCACCGGUGAGGAAGAAGUCUCGGAAGGAUGUGCCGCCGUCGUCGUCUCCGGGUCUGCUGGUGAGCUCUUCUUCCGGUUCGCCGGCCGGUCAGCAGGCCGGGGAGAGCGACGGCGGACACUCGUCCGACGGUUGCGGCGACCGGAAGCGGAAGAAGGCUCGGACCACGUUCACCGGCCGGCAGAUAUUCGAGCUGGAGAGGCAGUUCGAGCUAAAAAAGUACCUCUCGUCGUCCGAGCGAUCCGAAAUGGCUAAAAUGUUGGGCGUCACCGAGACACAGGUAAACAACAACAAAAAAUAA
Molecule: messenger RNA, 831 nt
Organism: Macrosiphum euphorbiae (potato aphid)
Lineage: Eukaryota; Metazoa; Arthropoda; Insecta; Hemiptera; Aphididae
Source: the annotation of a GenBank genome assembly